Messenger RNA from Prionailurus viverrinus (fishing cat), 913 nucleotides. RefSeq names its product dynein light chain Tctex-type 2 (gene DYNLT2). Gene Ontology annotation, molecular function: dynein intermediate chain binding. The record is from RefSeq and is a predicted model, not a curated record. Bases 48 to 368 code for a protein of 106 amino acids. Gene Ontology annotation, biological process: microtubule-based movement. Gene Ontology annotation, cellular component: cytoplasm; cytoplasmic dynein complex. The transcript is spliced from 3 exons. Lineage: Eukaryota; Metazoa; Chordata; Mammalia; Carnivora; Felidae.
UGGGAAGGGCGGAGGCGGGUCGCUGGGCGUGGUGGCGAGCGGGCGGCAUGGAGAAGGGCGGUCACGGCGGGAAGUCGGCGGCCGUCCCGGCCCCUCACCUGCAGCCGCCGCAGCCUCGGAAGGAGAGGAGGCCCAGCAUGUUCGAGAAGGAGGCAUAUGCGCAAAUUUUGAGAGAAAGACUGAGAGAAUCAUUUCAUGAUGUUCAGUAUGUAGAGCCUCCAUUUGAUGAUUCAAUUGCUGAUUUAGGUAAAGAAUGGAAGAGUGCCCUGGCAAAAUUAAAGUUUGCUAAUUCAUAUAGAAUGGAGCCAUUGAAAAAAUUCCAAGCUCAUUCCGUGGAAACUAAAGUCCAGCAGAUAUUAAAGCUGUGAUUAAUCCACAGCAGACAUGGCCAGAAGCUUUCCAUCUCCUCAGUGCUCGCCGGGAGUCCACAGAGAAGCCCUGGGGAAAGGGUUGGAGAGGUGGCUUCGAUUCAGGAAGACUGCGAAGGACAGGAUCACAGAGAACAGGCCGUGGAGGAUGGAGAUCACAGCAAAUGGGCCACGGAGGAUGGAUCACAGGGUACAGGCUCUGGUCCAGGAAACCCAAGCCUUAGGAAAACUAAAGUCUGAAUUUUCACAAACAUGUAAAUUAUAGAAAGAUUUCCUUUGUCUACCCUAAGAAUUCCCAGAAGCAUUCUUUUAAAAUUCCCCUGUGUCUCCCUGCUGUCUGAUGGGGUGAUCCAGUGAAGGAAAACUUACAGCCCGGGGGUUGGUGAUGGAAAGCAAUUGAAUGUAAUUAAAAACCAAAAUAAAUUUUAUUCAACAUUGUUAUUGAAAUAAACUGGUAAGCACAACAUUCAUUUCAUAUCAUUUGGUUAGGAAUGCAUGUAUUUUUUUAAAGGUAUAUGUAUUUUUUAGAUACAUGUUUUCUUGAA